This is a messenger RNA of Linum trigynum, 4212 nucleotides long. Lineage: Eukaryota; Viridiplantae; Streptophyta; Magnoliopsida; Malpighiales; Linaceae. The record is from the annotation of a GenBank genome assembly.
UCAUAGAAUGGAGGAAAAAACAAAACAGUUUAACAAUAAUACGAGAAAUUAAAGUUUUAAAGGCAUAAAAUAUGUAUGUCGGUGACUACUUCGCCGCACUCACAAAAAUGAGUGCGUUCAAUGCACCCAACUCAAAAACUAGUCUUAAGGAGUCGGAUUUUGAAUUUUAAUUUGUAGAAUUAGUAUAAUAUAAUGAUAUAACAUAUGAUAACAACUAAUUAGCGGAUUACCCUAAGCCCUAGACCUCCAAUUUUGAGUUUAUACCGAAACCCCACACUGUAAACCCUAACCCUAACCCCUAGAUCUUUAAACUCUAAAUCCUUCAAAUUAAAGCAAAUCUUUCAUUGUUUUUGUGCAAAUUCAUGUGCGUUAUUGUUCACCACAUCAUAAGUGAUGAUUGACAUCAUUUUGACAUAAAUCUCAUGUUUAAAAUGACGAUUAUGAAGCGAGUGCACUGAAUGCACCCAAAAAAGUGAGUGCACCGAAGACGCCACUAUAUCAAUAUAUACGCUUAUUAAAUGGAGUAUUGUGAUUUCGCUUAUGAAUCUUUGUGAUUUUGAAUCGACAAAAAGGAACAUUUGUAUGAUAAGAACGUGCUUACAACCGUGUCCAUUCAACGAUCAUGAAGAGUCCAACCAUCAGUCCAACAAUUUGGACUAUGAGGAUGGUAACAAAAUUGAUCAAGACAUCCCCUAACUUAUAUAUAACAAAGUUAGAAUGAGUCUCCACUUCCCAGCCUUACCACAAAGGACAAUUUAAGGAGGUAGGAUGAAGAAGGAAGGACCAUUAACUUCCAUUAACAUAUCUUGGCAGCUUUCGUGGACAGGAAUUUAGCCGCCGAUUGCAUUAAACAACAAAUCAAAGAACCCAUUUGUCCCUCUCCCUCUUUCAUGUCGAAAUCGAAAACCAUACAUUCGGUUUCGGCUGCCACCAAGCAUCUUAACCAGGGCUAGGAGACAGAGCAAGAAAACAGAGCAGGUAGCUGGACUCUGUAUCUUUCUUACAACCAUAGAUAGGCUUUCAUUUAACUAAAUACCCCCGAAGAAGAGAAGUAUGCAUUUUCAACCAUGAAGAUGUCUUCAGAAGCAGAGGAGGAAGAAGAAGAAGAAGAAGUGAACGACAGCCCGAUCGAGCAAGUCCGACUGACGGUUCCGAUCACCGACGAUCCCACGAUUCCGGCCCUGACGUUUCGUACAUGGGUCCUGGGAGUGGCGUCCUGCGUGUUCCUGUCGUUCCUCAACCAGUUCUUCAGCUUCAGGUCCAAUGCUCUGUACGUCAGCUCUGUUUCGGCGCAGAUUCUGGUUCUGCCGCUGGGGAAACUGAUGGCCGCUACGCUCCCGAGGAAGCCGAUCUUCGUCGUCCCCUUCGCGAAGUGGUCGUUUACCCUGAAUCCGGGGCCGUUCAACCUGAAAGAACAUGUUCUGAUCACCAUCCUGGCCAACUGCGGAGCUCAUGGAGCUCCGGCACUCGACAUCGUUACGUCCGUCAGGGCGUUCUAUCAUAGGCACCUCAGCGUCUCCGCCGCGCUGCUAAUGAUCCUGACCACUCAGUUGCUUGGAUAUGGGUGGGCUGGAGUGUUCAGAAAGUAUCUGGUGGAUUCCCCACAUAUGUGGUGGCCUUCAAACCUAGUCCAGGUCUCUCUUUUCAGGGCACUGCAUGAGAAGGAAAACAGAGUGAACAGAGGAACGACGAGACUGCAAUUCUUCACCCUAGUUUGUGUCACAAGCUUCGCAUACUACAUAUUUCCAGGGUACUUAUUCCCCUCAAUAUCAACCGUUUCUUUCAUGUGUUGGAUAUGGAAGGACUCCAUCAUCGUGCAACAGUUCGGUUCGGGCUUGAACGGCCUUGGCAUUGGCUCGUUCGGAGUAGAUUGGUCGACGGUUGCUGGGUUCCUGGGGAGCCCUCUGGCCAUGCCAUCGUUCGCAAUCGUGAACACCAUGGCCGGUUUCUUCCUUAUGGUGUACAUCGUUCUGCCGAUUGCCUAUUGGAACAACAUCUUCGAAUCUAGGCGAUUCCCUAUGUUGUCGCAAUCGACUUAUGACUAUGCUGGCCAGAUGUACAACGUCACGAGGAUCAUGAACACUAGAGGAUUCGACAUCAAUGUUUCGGAAUACGAAAGUUACAGCAAGCUCUACCUUUGUGCAACUUUUGUAUUCGGCACGGGGUUUGGUUUCGCGGCUCUAAUGUCUACUAUUACGCAUGUCGCUCUGUUCGAUGGCAAAUCGAUAUGGGAGCACUGGAAGAAGACCACAGGUGGAACGAAAGACGAAGAUACCGAUGUUCAUACGAGGCUCAUGAGACGGAACUAUGAAGUCGUGCCUCAGUGGUGGUUCAUGGUGAUCCUGUUUGUAUCAUUUGCUCUUUCUCUUCUUGCAAUUGGAGGGUUCGGUAGAGAGCUGCAACUCCCAUGGUGGGCACUCAUUCUGGCAUGUGCCUUCGCAUUCGCCUUCACUCUACCUGCAGGAAUCGUCCUCGCAACGACGAAUCAGAGAAUCUUUACCGGCGUGAUAGCAGAGUUGUUGAUAGGAUACAUUUACCCUGGCAAGCCUCUUGCAAAUAUGACAUUCAAAUCCUACAGCUUUGUGAGCAUGUUACAAGCUCUGAGCUUCCUUUCUGACUUCAAGUUAGGGCAUUACAUGAAAGUCCCACCAAAAUCCAUGUUCUUGGUUCAGCUAGUAGGCACUGUAGUUGGCUCCUCCGCCCAAUUCGCUACGACGUGGUCACUCAUCUCGGGCAUCGAAAACAUCUGCGACGUCAAGAAGCUACCCACUGGAAGUCCAUGGACGUGUCCUGGAUACGAUUACUUGUACAGUGCUUCGAUCCUAUGGGGAGUGAUAGGACCUCAGAGGAUCCUGUCAAGUGGUGGAAUCUACAGUCAGAUAAAGUGGUUCUUCCUCGUCGGCUUGUUGUCCCCUCUCCCGGUGUGGUUGAUGGCUCGAAAGUUCCCCGAGAAGAAGUGGAUAAGAUCCAUACACAUGCCACUGAUCCUGACGGGUGCUUACGGUUUGUUGCCUGCGCGACCGGUCCACUUCCUGUCCUGGGGAGCUGUGGGGGUGUUCUUCAACUACUAUGUUUACAGGAAAUACAAAGGGUGGUGGGCUAGGCACACUUACAUUCUGUCGGCCGCGCUGGAUGCUGGCGUUGCGUUCAUGGCUUUGUUGAUUUACUUCACUCUUCAGAGCAAGAACAUCUAUGGAGCGCGAUGGUGGGGGCUUGAAGCCGACGAUCACUGUCCUUUGGCGAAGUGUCCUACUGUUCCUGGAGUUGUAGUUGAUGGAUGUCCUGUGCUACAUUAAAGGGUUUUAAGUAUAGACAUUUAAGAGCUUGUGUUAUCAGGAUUACAUUUUAGGGGGGUGAUUCCAUAGUAAGCAAGUGCUAUGUUUUGGAGUCUUUUCAUUUUGAUAAGUUACAAUGAGAGUGAGGAACUUCUAUCUUCUCUUUCCCUAAUUUAGCUAUGGGCUAAGAUGACUUUGUAAGCCUGAUUUGACACAUUAUUGUAUGCAUAGUUGGAUUUAUGAUUUGACAUAUCGAAGAUGAGAAGUCGACGACUCCUCGUGCUAUGUGCAAACCGUCUAGAAGAAAUCCUUUCGAUAUUAUUAGAACGAAUACGCCUCCUACUUUACAUGAAAGUAUGUGUAAUCGACUAAUCAUGAAUUUGAGCAUAAAAGCAACAAAAAAAAAACAGCUAAGAAUCCUCUAAGAAGGAAAGAAACAUUUUCCUAUUCAACAAUCAAAUCAAGCAGGACAGGGAAAUCCUUCCUAAGGAGGACAAUCUCAUCAAUGGCUUUCUGCAAAUUCAGGGGAAGGGGCAGAGACAGGAUCGGAACUGUAGAGCUAGCAUAUGGCGAAAAAACCACCCAUUGGCAUCUUUAAGCUCGACACGAUCUCUCCGAACCAGAUUCCAUCCUCUUCAAACAUUUUGAUUGGAAGAACAACUUACCAAUCAGACAUGGAGUCUUACUCCAAGCAGCUGACCAGCGAGUUAAGUUAACGUACCAAAAGACAAAAGAGAGUUCAGCACAAGGAGAUAGCGAGUGAUCAUAACAUCCAUGGCAGCUUCCGUUCAACAGGAAUAAGCCGAAUGUGGGAAACCAUCUGAAGUUUACAGCAACCAGAAACGAAAGAGCCAUUUCCCCGCCUCUUGCCUCUGCCGUCUGGAACCAUUAAUUUAACACCAAGAAGAACGGUAACCAAUAAAACAGAGCAUGUAAC